AUGGCGUCACUAGCUCGACCUCGAGUCGAUGUCAGAGCCGCUGCCAUGCCAGGAGGCUUCCCAUCCCAAGACUACUGCGAGCAGCCGGAUCGGCGCCCAGCAAUGGUAGCAACAGGAAUGACCACGGAUACAGAGACGACAUCCAGCCGUUCAAGUGAUAGACCGGCACCCAGCAGGGGUAUACUCAAGUCCACCCCCACGGGUAUGACCUCUCAGAACCCGCUAGCAGCACGGUUCAAUCGUAGGCCAGAAACCAGUCAUCAUGCAUCAACAUAUCAACCUGCUCCCUUCGACCAGGGCGACACUUGGCCGUACGACAGCCCUGACAAUUACGACAGCUACGAGCACGAGACGGAUUCCCAAUCUGUCUUGUCCGAGGUCUCAACCAGCAGCACGCAGGCCACCAGCGUAGCAUCAGACGAGACAGUUACCGACAUGAACUGCCCACCGUCUGGCCAUGUCAAGCAUAUCCGGCAUGUGCCUUCACCUACUGUGGGGCGGGUCAAAAUCAGGCCUCGUGCGCGGACAUCUUCUUCCACCGAGUUGGCCAAGAGCCCACCUCAGAAGCGACAGGUCCACAUCCAGAUCUUCCCUCCGGGGUCAGCAGCAUCCCAGGGCCACCAGGGCCGAGAGCUGCAGUUGUCUCGCAAGACGGAGCGGGACCUGCUCGACAAGAUUGACGAGCUCGAGAACCAGGCCGUCAGUCUCCGGGAUGUGCGAGCCCAUCUCGACAAGGAGCUAGCCGAGGCCAACGAAAAACUCUCGGUCCGGACCCUUGAGGCCAGAGACCUGCAAAAGUCGCUCGGCCAUGAACGCAACGCCAAGGAGGUACUGGCCCGGGAGCUGCAGAACCAGCGAACCCAGCUCGACGAACACCGCAGCAACCUCUCCUUGCAAAAAGGUAUGCUGAAUGACGCCGAGGACGAGCGGGAGACUUUCCGGGGAGCGCGGGACAGUCUGGAGAAGCAGCUUAGCCAGUUGGCACGAGACAUGACAGCGCAAGAGACACGACACAAAGAGCUCGAGGCGAUUCUGAUACGCAAGGCUUCCGAGUCGGAGCAGUUGUCAAAAUCCUUUGAGGAUAAAUUCGCUGCCCAGAACCGACAACUCAAGGAUCUAGAAAGUCAGCGGAAAUCUCUCAAACAGACGGUAGAAACCCAGGACAAACAACUCGGACAACUAAAGAGUAUUACCCUUGAGCGUGACACCCUUCGAUCCGAUAUGGAGAAGCAGCAGACAGUACAUGCUGAAACGCUCAAGAAGCUCAUUGUCGACCGCGAUUCAUUCAAGUCGAAACUAGAGGCACAAGAGAAACAGAUGAAGGAGCUAGACGAGCUGAUUCUUCAGCGAGACUCGUUGAAGGUCAAGAUUCAAAUUCUUACCAGCGAAAACGCUGCAUUAAACGGAGACAAGGGACGACUAGAGGAGCGCAAGAACAGGCUCAAGGACCGUGUUGGUGAGGCGGAAAAGAAGAACGACAGCCUCACAAGAAGGAUUGUAGAGCUACAUUCAGAAAUAGAAGGAUUCAAGGGUGAGAUUGCGGUCUGCAAGACACAGAUCGGGGAAUUCGAAGUUUCCAAGAAGGAUCUCGAGGCACGGAUAGAAGAGUCUGAGUCCAAGGCCAAAACGGCCAUCGAGGAAGAAAAGGAAAAUACAGACAAGCUCAUCGCCACAGAGAAGACGAAGCUGGAGGAAAUGCAGGCACAGGCAGCGACCGACCGGGCAGAACUCGAAGCCAAGAUUACCAACCUCGAAACCGAGCUGCAGGGCGCCAAGGACGCCAACGUGGUCAUCGUGUCGGAGAGGCUAGAAGCCAAGGCGAGGCUCGAGACUGCCACUGGGAGUCUAGCCACGGCUUACGCGGAAGUCAAGAAUGUCCAGGACCGCAACAAGGACCUUGAGUCAACCAUCGAAACGACCAAGGCGCAGAUCACGGCGCUGGAGGCCAAGGCCGAGGAGCUGAACCGGCUCGGCCAGCAGCACAAGGAGCUCGGACAGCAUGCUGAAGGUCUCCAGGCCGAUCUUGACAAGCAUGCCGUAGGCGCUGCUGCCCUCCAAGCUGACAAGGACAAGCUGGCAUCAGAUAGGGCCGACCUCGACGCACUGAAGGAAACGAUGCAAGACGCCACAGCCAUGACCAAGUUGAUGGAAGAAAAAGCCAGCCUCGAAAGCCGCGUCAAGGACCUCGAGAUGGAGGCCCAAGGUCUCAAGGCCGAAGAGACCAUACUCAAAGGCGAGGUCGAGAUCCUCCGCACCGAGGCUAACAAGGUACCAGCGCUGACGGAGCAGCACCACGCCGUAUCGGCACAAUUGGGAGCGGCGCUGCAGGAUCUCGCGCACACCAGGGCGGCCCUCGAAGCUGCAGCAGCUCAGGUCAAGGAGCUCAACGCGCAGGCGGCGAAGCUUCGGUCUCGCCCCAAGGAGAGGAGCGGCUCGCGGCCCAGAAAGCACGAUCGCUCUAGGUCCACAGGCUUGGUGUUUGUCAGGGCUCCUUCGAACAAGGGGACUGGCGUGUUUGUUACCACGCGGGAGGCGCUCAAGGCGGAGCAAGUUGAGAAGUAG
Molecule: messenger RNA, 2562 nt
Organism: Pestalotiopsis fici W106-1
Lineage: Eukaryota; Fungi; Ascomycota; Sordariomycetes; Amphisphaeriales; Sporocadaceae
Exons: 1
Coding region: 1-2562 (853 amino acids)
Source: RefSeq, a predicted model, not a curated record